AUGACCGUCAGCGCAUUGUCUGCUUUCUUAACGGUCGGAAGUGUCCUCGAGGCCCCAAGAGAAACUUUGCCGUGCAAAUUGGACCUUUUCGGAUCCAUAGGUAUUGUUGAAGUAUACGGGCUGACAGACUGGGUUAGUCCAGUUGUACCCGCCUCAGGGAAAUUUGGGUCCGGCUUGCCCGUGAAUAGACCCAAUGCACCUGAACGCGGCUCCCAGGAGGAAAAAUACCGAAUACCAGGGGAUGCCACACACACAAAAGGACCUGUACCCGAGGCUUCAUGGGCUACUGCGCUCGCCUUGGUCUACUUCGAAACCGCAUUGGAUACUCGUGCAUCGGAGUGGAAGUUGUUGGCAAGAAAAGCGAACGGUUGGUCAAUGAAGCAAGUCACUGUGGGAAUCAGUGACGCAAACAGUGCUAAGGAAUACUGUGAUGCUCUGACUGCCGAAGCAAAAAAUUUCUGGUGA
Molecule: messenger RNA, 465 nt
Organism: Fasciola hepatica (liver fluke)
Lineage: Eukaryota; Metazoa; Platyhelminthes; Trematoda; Plagiorchiida; Fasciolidae
Source: the annotation of a GenBank genome assembly